UGACACACCACAACACACCUCACCACAAAUUAGAUGCGUAUAAUACACAGUAACUGCAAAACAGAGUCUUAUCGGCGCCAUUUUUGCAGUUUUUUUUUUUUUUGUUUGUUUUAUCUCUCUCUGCUGUGUGUCACUCUGUUAUUCGAUUCCAUUCCUAUUUUUCUUCUCCUCCUCUUAAUUCAACUAAUCCAUUCAAUUUCCCCCGUUUCUCUCUUAUCCAUAUCAAAAAAUUUCAUCCAUUUAAUUUCUCUAAGACUGUACUAAGCAUUCUACUUCAGCUCAUUCCUAUAGAGUUUUACAUAGAUGGUCUUUUUUUUUUCUUGAUUUGGGUUUGAUUUUUAGUAAUUUGGAGUUGAAUUUUUGUUUCUUGAAACUGAUUUUGGUCCCUUUGCUUAAAUUGAGCUGAAUUGGAUGUGGGGUUUUGAUCUGACCAAAAGUUCAAGUUUUUUCUUGCAGAUUGGAGUUGAUUUUUUUUUUAUAGGUUCUGUAGUUUCUUGAAAUUGAUUGGUUCAUGUGUUUAAAUUGAGCUGAAUUGGAAGUGGGGUUGUCGAAAAAUUUGAUAUUUCUCUUGAUUUGGGUUUGAUCUGACCAAAAAAUCAUUUUUUCCCCAGUAGAUUGGAGUUGAAUUUUUGGUUGUUUUUGUAAUUUAUGGAAACUGAUUUUGGUCUAGAUGCUUAAAUUGAGCUGAAUUUGAAGUGGGUUUUUGAAACUUUUGACAAAUUCUUGCAUUUGGUCACUGAUUUGACCUUCUUGUUCUGCAAACUCUGAUAGUUUUUUUAUAUAGUUUUUUUUGGAGGGUUUUGAAAAUUUUGAAACUUUCUUGCAACUGGGUCACUGAUUAACCCUUCUUGUAAGUGAAAGGUGAUCAAUACUGGAAGAGAGAGACAGAAUAAAGAAGGUGUCUUUUGGGGAUAUUGCUAUUAAAAAAUUGGAAAGGGGGCAAUAGUUUUGAUAGAUCUGCUCUUUAUGUUUUAGUACUCCUUUAUUAAUGUUUGUAACAUCUGUGGAGUUGCCUUUCUUGGAUAGAAAGGGAAGCUUAAGUUAGUUUUUAUGUAGAGAAUUGUUUCAAGAACUAAUUUUAUAUGCAUGAUUGUUCAAGGAUAGCUGAAAAGUCCAUAACUUUUUGGUGGAUUAGAUUAGAUACUUACUGCUUUUGCAGUUAAAGUGGUGGAUUGGAUUUCCAUUAGCAGUCUGUUUAUUGGAAUUUUCUUUCCUGUUUUGAUUGUGUGGUAAUGGUGAAGUUAUUGGAUUGAGGUGGAGGAUUGGUUGGUAGAGUUUGAAGUCUCGAAGGAGGAUAUUAAUACGGAUCUAAAAGGGGAAAUAGGGUGUUUGAUUAUUUUGUUGUUCUGGAGUGCUUAUUGAAUUUAGUUCGGGGCCUCGGGAUGGGGUCCUGCUUGUCAUCUGAUAGCAGGAGUCCUCAUCCCGGUUCUCCUGCAUCUGCAAUUAGGAAGAGGAAGAGCUCAAAGAAGAGGUCGGGAUCGCGGAAUUCUUCCUUUGACUAUCAUAAGGAAGAGCUUUUGCAUAGGAUUCCCGGGCGUAUGUUCUUGAAUGGUUCUAGUGAGGUGGCUUCACUUUUUAGUCAGCAGGGAAAGAAAGGGACUAAUCAAGAUGCUAUGAUUGUGUGGGAGAAUUUUGGUUCCAGAGAAGAUACUGUUUUCUGUGGUGUUUUUGAUGGCCACGGUCCUUUUGGUCAUAUGGUUGCCAAGCAAGUCAGAGAUGCGCUUCCCUUAAAGCUAAGCACACACUGGGAAGUUAAUAUAAAAAGUGAGGAUGUCCUAAGAGAGAUCAGUCUCAAGACGGGGACUAGCUUAUAUCCCGAGGGUACUUCUCUUAUAUCUGCUGAGGAGUCGAGAGUCUCAAUUGAUGUUGACGAGACUGAAAAGCACUCGGAGGUAUUUCAAACGUUGAAGGAGUCCUUUCUGAAAGGUUAUAAGGCUAUGGAUAGAGAACUGAGAAGCUAUACCAGUAUCGAUUGCUUCUGUAGCGGAACAACCUCAGUAACCCUAGUUAAACAGGGUAAGAAUCUUGUUAUUGGUAAUGUUGGGGACUCUAGAGCUGUGCUGGGUACGAGAGGCGAGGAUGAUUCUCUCACUGCACUGCAAUUGACGGUAGAUCUUAAGCCCGAUUUACCAGCGGAGUUUGAGAGGAUUCGCAAAUGUAAAGGGCGAGUAUUUUCUCUUCAAGAUGAACCAGAUGUUGCAAGAGUGUGGAUGCCAAAUAGCGACUCUCCUGGACUUGCCAUGGCUCGCGCUUUUGGAGAUUUUUGCCUCAAGGAUUUUGGUGUCAUCUCAGUGCCUGAAAUUUCUUAUAGGCGUUUAUCUGAGAAAGAUGAAUUCAUUGUUCUGGCGACAGAUGGGAUUUGGGACGUGCUUUCAAACGAUGAAGUAGUAAAUAUUGUGGAUUCAGCUUCAUCUCGUUCAUCUGCAGCUCGAUCACUUGUUGAAGAAGCCGUUCGAGCCUGGAAGAUCACAUACCCAACUUCUAAAGUCGAUGACUGUGCAGUUGUCUGCCUAUUCCUCGAUUCAAACUCAAAUAAUUUCUCUACUGCUUCUAAUACAAAAGACAACGACAAGACUUUCGUCUCAAUGGAAAUGAAUGAAGUUUGCAACAAUACAGAUGGUGCCCGUAGUCCACCUGCAUUGAAUCGUUCCUGUACUGUUCGAGAAGGUGAGGAGGUUUCAGCAGUCAGCAACGAGGAAGCCUCAGAACAGGACGAGUUGCUACCUAAGACUGGUAAAGAAUGGUCUGCUCUCAACAGGGUAUCUCGGGUGAACACAGUAAUGACAUUACCAAGGUUUGUGCCAGACAAAGAAGAGAAGAAAGCUGUUGAAGGAUCAAAAUCAAAGAAGAAAUAGUAAAAACUUGCCUCGCACCAAGUGCUUACACCAAACCAAUGGAUGCAUGACAUGUGUUUGCACAUCGACUUUCCUUACUCAACUAGGGUUAAUAUAUAUUUUCACCUCGUUAAAUCAGUUAACCAUGGUCAGUCUCGUCUGGGUAUUAGUAAGUUUUUACCAUGUCCAAGUGUGGAUUCAUUUCUGUGUCUUAAUUUCCAUUUUCUUUAGUUCUUAUGAUCAGUUUCACUGUAAUAAUUCUUUCUCUAGUAUAUGUGAUAGUAGUAGCUAUUUUGUUUUUUGUUCUGUUCUUUUUCUUGUAAGAAAAUUUUGCAUGAGUAUAUGUUUAUAGACUUCUCACUCUUCUUUA
Messenger RNA from Solanum dulcamara, 3204 nucleotides. RefSeq names its product probable protein phosphatase 2C 33. The record is from RefSeq and is a predicted model, not a curated record. Gene Ontology annotation, molecular function: protein serine/threonine phosphatase activity. Lineage: Eukaryota; Viridiplantae; Streptophyta; Magnoliopsida; Solanales; Solanaceae. Bases 1383 to 2855 code for a protein of 490 amino acids. Gene Ontology annotation, biological process: protein dephosphorylation. The transcript has 5 exons.